Messenger RNA from Thalassophryne amazonica, 2445 nucleotides. Its product is annotated as G-protein coupled receptor 22-like. NCBI's taxonomy places the organism in Eukaryota, Metazoa, Chordata, Actinopteri, Batrachoidiformes, Batrachoididae. Bases 1033 to 2328 code for a protein of 431 amino acids. The record is from RefSeq and is a predicted model, not a curated record. Gene Ontology annotation, cellular component: membrane. Gene Ontology annotation, molecular function: G protein-coupled receptor activity; peptide binding. The transcript is spliced from 4 exons. Gene Ontology annotation, biological process: G protein-coupled receptor signaling pathway.
AAGACGGGCACGACUGUGGAGUUGUCAUGAAUAAACACAAUAAAUGCAGCGUGUGAUGGAUCGAGCUAGGAAACAAUAUGGCUUCAAAUCGCUAGUUGUUGCCCAUCUGUGUACAAACCCUUCCUUUUACUCAGGGAGGCUCCUCCCCUGCUGUGACAGACUGACAGCAAAGGCUCCGCCCCUCACUGUGGCAGCCAGCGAGCGCAUUAUUUUAUAAAGUGAAAGACUUGAGAAUGGCAGGAAGAUCAAAGACGCAGGUAUCGCGUCAAUCUGAUUAAUCACUCCCACAGAGAUGGAGCCACCUGUCUGGAGGCGACGUCUGCUUUGAAACCAGCUGAAGAUGGCGUGCAUCUUGUCGACUGAGAAGAAACAUUUGAACUCACUGAACUCUUACAUCCUUUUUUCUCUCUGCAGGAGCAGCGAACAACAGUGAAGGAAAAGCAUCAUUUGCUUCAAUGAGAACCUCUUAUGGGAUACGACUGCCCACACAUCAGUGUCCAGAGGACCUCCUGGUCACAGACUCCGCCCCCUGGGCUCACAGGGGUGCCGAGUGGGUUUAAAUUGGGCUGUGCAGAAUAACAGAUAAGCGAGUCUGUUCUCUCUUCACUUCUAUCUCUGCAACACACGUCGUCACCGAGCACAGCUGGACUUUAGAACCCAAAAGGACAGCGUGUAUAGUGGACCCAGGAGGAACGAUGACAACUGUUAUGGCCUUGCAGUCGCUUUCACGACGAGAUGACACUGGAUGCAACAGUCCAAGCUCAACAAACAAUGAGGAGCCAGAGCUGUGCAUGAAUGAACGCAUUGAUCUGAUGGUGAAAUAACAUGCUGCCCAAAUAGGGGCGGGUAUCUACCAGCGCAGUCAGUGAUACUGUCAAGAUCACAGACGACGGUCCAAAGCCCAUCAUGGACUGAGUGGACACCGAACACGUUAAGUCAGAGUACGCUGGGAUGGUCUGACUUGCUCCAGCUUCCACGUGCUGCACAACAGGACGGGAUAUCACACUUGCAGGUCUUCCUCCUGUCAGGAGGAUGUACACAGUCCAAGUAUUCAUGUCUGCGGCCACGAUGACAAACAUGACCGUCCAAGACCAUGCUGACCCCUAUGACUCCAUCUACCCAAUCAGCUUCCAGAUUUCUCUGACAGCCUUCCUGCUUCUGGAGAUCGUUCUGGGGCUCAGCUCCAACCUGACAGUUCUGGUCCUUUACUGCCUGAAACAAAACCUGAUCAGCUCCGUGUCCAACAUCAUCACCAUGAAUCUGCACGUGGUGGACGUGCUGGUGUGCAUAUGCUGCAUCCCACUGACCACCGUGGUGGUCCUACUGCCUGUAGAGGCAGAGACUGCCUUGAUCUGCUGUUUCCAUGAGGCCUGCAUCUCCUUUGCAAGUGUAGCUACAGCCGCCAAUGUCCUGGCCAUCACUGUGGACCGCUAUGACAUCUCGGUGCGUACGGCAAACCGUGUACUGAAGAUGGGCCGAGCAGUGGUUCUGCUGGGGUCCAUCUGGACUCUAUCCUUCUUCAGUUUCCUGGUUCCCUUCAUAGAAGUAGGAUUCUUUGUGGACUCUGGAUCCAACUUGGGGAACCAGACUGUGGUGGCGAUGGUGGCUCAGGACAAUGAGUUCCGCACAGAGCCGGGUCAAUACUACCACCUGCUGGCUCAGAUCCCCAUAUUUUUUUUCACAGCUGUGGUCAUGUUGGUGACGUACUACAAGAUCCUUCAGGCGCUCAACAUUCGCAUUGGAACGCGCUUCCAGCACAACCUGCCUAAGAAGAAGAGUAAGAACAGCAUAUCUUUGAGCACGUCGGCACGGGCGGAGUCCGCCGAGGCAUCACAGAGCAGCACAGGCGUCCGAGAAGGUGGGAAUGCUCCACUGGGCAUCAGGGCGUCGGUCUCCGUCAUUAUUGCACUCAGGAGGGCCGUGAAGCGGCAUCGGGAGAAACGGGAGCGACAAAAACGUGUCUUUAGGAUGUCUCUUCUGAUCAUCUCCACGUUCCUGCUCUGCUGGACGCCGAUAACCGUCCUCAACACGGUCAUCCUGAGCACCGGACCCAGUCGAUCCACAGUCCGCCUCCGUAUGGGCUUCCUGCUCAUGGCCUAUGGGACCACCAUCUUUCACCCUCUCCUCUACGCCUUCACGCGACAGAAGUUCCAAAAGGUUCUGAAGAGCAAGAUGAAGAAGAGGGUCGUGUCCGUCGUGGAAGCCACGCCCACCCCCAACAACACGGUCAUUCGUAACUCAUGGAUCGACCCCAGGAGAAAUAAGAAGGUCACUUUCGAGGACACAGAGGCCAGACAGAGGUGCCUGUGCACACAGGAAGCGGACUAACGCCUAAAGAGAAAGUGAUACGCACAAAGCUGUAUGAAGCUGCAGACGACAGCCAACUGCCAUAAAAGCCACAAACAGAAGACGGUGUAAGGUUGGAAAUAUUUAAAGUAUGACAGG